This is a messenger RNA of Salvelinus namaycush (lake trout), 1959 nucleotides long. Its product is annotated as centrosomal protein CCDC61-like. The coding region runs from base 22 to 1587 and encodes 521 amino acids. NCBI's taxonomy places the organism in Eukaryota, Metazoa, Chordata, Actinopteri, Salmoniformes, Salmonidae. The record is from RefSeq and is a predicted model, not a curated record. Gene Ontology annotation, cellular component: centrosome. The transcript has 12 exons.
CAUUGCGACCAAUGCAGAGAGAUGGAGGCGGGCUCAGUGGUGCAGGAGGACAUUACAUUCCGAGGAGUGGAGUUUGCUGUGAAGAUAGAACUAAAAGAAGGAUUGCUAAUAGUCGAGAUCUCUGAUGCAAUGACAGCUGACCAGUGGAGGGGAGGGUUUGACCCAGCAUACAUCGAAGACCUAACUCGCAAAACAGGCAACUUCAAGCAGUUUCCCAUCUUCUGCAGCAUGUUGGAAUCUGCUGUUAGUAAGACUAGUGAGUCUGUUACCCUUGACCUCUUGACCUAUGCUGACCUGGAGCUCUUGCGGAACCGGAAGGCUGGAGUCGUUGGUCGUCCCCGAGCCCAACAGCAAUCUCCUAACCUCAGUGCCAAAAGAUAUCUAAUUCUUAUCUACACUGUGGAAUUUGACAGAAUCCACUACCCCCUGCCCCUGCCCUACCAUGGCAAGCCUGACCCUGCCGCCCUGCAGAAGGACAUCAGAGCCCUGAAGACUGAGCUAAACGCCCUGGCCAACCAUGCAGGUCACAAACCAGCAGAGCCAGAGAUACGCCGGCUACGGGCAGAACUCACGUUGGUCAGAGAGGAGAAAGAGGCUCUGGCCAAGGCUCUGGAGCGUCUGCAGUUAGUGAGGUCUGCUUCCACCCCUGGAGGAGGGGCUCGGGGGCUGAGAGAGGUGGUCAGGAGUUUAGAGGACCAGCUCCUCAGAGAGAGGGCCAAGAGUCAGCGCUCAGCCAGCAAGAGGGGCCAGGAGCAGCGCCUCCUACUGGAGCAGUUGGAGGAGCUAAGGGCAUCGGAGCGAGCUCUACGGAUUCGCGUUAAGAGUUUGACCAAUGAACUGGCGUUGCUAAGACGAGGUGGGGUGACCCCUGCCCUUUCUGGGUGCAGUGCCUCGCGGGGUGAUGGGGAGAUCAGGCGUUCACUGUCCCGGGAACGUAGUUUGGGACGUGUUGUAGUUCGGGCUCACUCAGGGUCCAGAGAGAGGACAGAAGAGAGGGGUCGGAGGUCAGAAGGCCAGAGGGCAGACUCCUCAGGGCCCCGCUCGUAUGUUGCCAGACCCUCACCUUCUCCCACAGGUUCGCGGACGCCACGCUUUGACCCCACUGCAUAUAUCCAGGACAGACAGCGCCGACUGAGAGAGGCGGAACUCAAAAAGUCAGUCUCAUCUCCCUCUAUCCAUUUCACCAGCCAGAGAAAGGUCAGAAGAGAAAUGUUAGCGUCACCUGUUCUGGAGAGGGGCCUAGAGAGGGGGCGGUCUCGGUCCAGGGAGGCUUAUCCCCAGCUGACCAGGGCAGGCAGUGGGAGCAGAGGGAGGAGCUUAUCAAUUGAGAGUAUGAGAAGCAGACAGUCCUCUGAGAAUUCAUUGGUGGAGUUGGAUGAGUUGACAAUCAGAGGAAGGAAGCAGACCUACAAUGGUCCAACCAUGCCCAGAGGAAGACAUUUGACCAGGAAGCCCCAUUGUAGCACUCCCACACACAGGGUACGAUCAGACAAAGAAGGCUCCAUAGAUGGGGCUGACCUGUCAGAGAUCGAUGCCCGGCUGCAGGCCCUACAGGACUACAUGAGGGACCUGGACACGGGACACUAAACCCUAGGCAGGAAAAAUUUGUUCUAAGACUUCCCUGUGCUGCAAACUUAGACCAAGGACUACUACUAUUCGACAUUACUAGUCGACACUGUGACUAAACAAGAUCACUGCACUACACUGUGAUAUUUUAGCACACAUUAUCAGCUGAUAGGCUUUUGCAAGUGCAAACACAGAUGGAUGCACACACUGCUUAUUUUGUCACCCUCUGUGAGACGGUGCCUGAUCUGUGGAUAAAGAUACCACUGUGAAGGCUGUUAAGCCACUGUUAGUGUAUUGAACUAGAACUGAGGCAUGACUGGUUUUAUAACUUAUGCAUUGUGUCUGUUGAUGUGACCGUAAUACCCCAUUCCCCCCCCCCCCUUUUUUAACGAG